CAUGGCUACCUGUUCAUUUCCACUCUCUCUUAUCCCAUUCGAUCACCACAUAGCUGAUGAAGCAGAAUGUUUCCAUGGCGAUUACCAUUUCAACUGCUCUACUUCUGCAUUCCCCUGUCUCUCCUUGUUCUUUCCCACCUCUUCACUUCCGGGCUGGAAGAAUAUCUGUGCAGAGAAGAUGUUUGCUUCAAUCUUGGACCAGAAGAACGAGACCCAUAUGUUUUUCUCUUGUUGAAGUUCGUCCGAAUGUCCAAAAGGAAGACAUUGUCGUCGUCGGAGCUGGAAUCGCAGGUCUCGCAACCGCAUUGUCCCUUCACAGGCUUGGAGUCCGGUCAUUGGUGCUCGAGCAAGCGGAGUCGCUUCGAACUAGUGGAACCUCACUGACUCUCUUCAAGAACGGAUGGAGUGUGUUGGAUGCAAUUGGGGUUGCCGAUGAACUCAGGACCCAGUUUCUUGAAAUCCAAGGGAUGGUGGUAAAAUCAGAAGAUGGAAGGAAACUGCGUUCCUUCAAGUUCAAGGAGGAAGCUGAAGGCCAAGAAGUCCGUGCUGUGGAAAGGAGGAUACUUCUGGAGACUCUUGCCAAUCGGUUGCCGUCAGAUUCAAUCUGUUUUUCUUCUAAGCUAGCAAAGAUUGAAAAAACUGGAACUGGUGAAACACUGUUGGAACUUGUUGAUGGGACCCAAUUACUUGCAAAGGUUGUUAUUGGUUGUGAUGGUAUCCGGUCACCAAUAGCAAAGUGGAUGGGAUUCUCAGAGCCUCAUUAUGCUGGGCAUUGUGCCUACCGUGGGCUUGGAUUCUACCCCAAUGGCCAGCCAUUUGAACCCAAUGUGAAUUAUGUCUAUGGAAGGGGUUUGCGUGCUGGAUUCGUUCCAGUUUCACCCACGAAAGUUUAUUGGUUCAUCUGCUUCAACAGCCCAUCUCCAGGUCCAAGGAUUGAUGACCCUUUUAGUUUGAAGAAGGAAGCUCGAGAGAUGAUCAAAGGCUGGCCUUCAGAGCUGUUAAAUGUCAUUGACAUGAGUGCCGAGGACACCUUGAGUAGGACACCUCUUACAGACCGGUGGUUAUGGCCAAUUAUAAGCCCUUCAGCGUCAGCGGAUGGAGUUGUGCUGGUGGGUGAUGCAUGGCAUCCCAUGACCCCCAAUCUUGGGCAAGGAGGUUGUUGUGCACUGGAGGAUGCCAUAGUUCUAUCAAGAAAACUUGCAGGUGCACUGAAGUCUGGACAUACAUCUGUGGAUGAUGCUUUAAGAUUAUACACCACAGAGAGAUGGCCCCGUAUCUUUCCAUUAACAAUACGUGCAAACCUUGUUGGAGCACUUUUACAGUGGGAGAAUCCUGUAGUUUGUGAUAUCCGGAAUAGCAUUGUUGUGCCUAAGCUAGUCAGGUUGCGCCCAUUGUUGGAGCAUACAAAUUUCACCUUUGAGCCUUUGAACUAGAACCAUAAAGAGUUUGAUUCCGGUCAAUUGAACAUGAUUCUGGGGAAGAUUUAAGCGAAAGGUCAUAUACAGCCCAAAUGCCAUUCAACCAAAGUUCAUUUCUUCUUUCAGACUCAGCAAAUGGUGAGUUGUUUCAUGUUAGAAGUACAUACAUGUUUGCAGUUUCUAAUGCACAGGAACUUCUCUACUCUUCUAGUAUAUCUCAAGAUGUAAGGUGGAAAACUAACUAUUCAUAUCAGGUGGUGGUAUAUGUGAAUACAUCAGGAAAAAAUUACUCCUGUACUGAAUCAGAUAUAGAACAAUUUU
Molecule: messenger RNA, 1739 nt
Organism: Telopea speciosissima
Lineage: Eukaryota; Viridiplantae; Streptophyta; Magnoliopsida; Proteales; Proteaceae
Product: monooxygenase 2-like
Exons: 6
Coding region: 57-1433 (458 amino acids)
Molecular function (GO): FAD binding
Source: RefSeq, a predicted model, not a curated record